Jaculus jaculus (lesser Egyptian jerboa) is the source of this 5694-nucleotide messenger RNA. Its product is annotated as low-density lipoprotein receptor-related protein 4. The record is from RefSeq and is a predicted model, not a curated record. Lineage: Eukaryota; Metazoa; Chordata; Mammalia; Rodentia; Dipodidae. Gene Ontology annotation, biological process: Wnt signaling pathway involved in somitogenesis; canonical Wnt signaling pathway; chemical synaptic transmission. The transcript has 23 exons. The coding region runs from base 103 to 3573 and encodes 1156 amino acids.
CAAUGGAGGCUGCACGCACCUGUGUCUGCCAAGUGGCCAGAACUACACCUGUGCCUGCCCUACUGGCUUCCGCAAGAUCAGCAGCCAUGCCUGUGCCCAGAGAUGGACAUCCGUCGGAUCAGCUUCGACACAGAGGACCUGUCCGACGAUGUCAUCCCACUGGCUGACGUACGCAGUGCUGUGGCCCUUGACUGGGACUCCCGGGAUGACCACGUGUACUGGACAGAUGUCAGCACUGAUACCAUCAGCAGGGCCAAGUGGGAUGGAACAGGACAGGAGGUGGUGGUGGACACCAGUUUGGAGAGCCCUGCCGGCCUGGCGAUCGAUUGGGUCACCAACAAGCUCUAUUGGACAGAUGCAGGUACAGACCGUAUUGAAGUGGCUAACACGGAUGGCAGUAUGAGGACAGUACUCAUCUGGGAGAACCUUGAUCGUCCUCGAGACAUUGUGGUGGAACCCAUGGGCGGGUACAUGUAUUGGACUGACUGGGGUGCAAGUCCCAAGAUUGAGCGAGCUGGUAUGGAUGCCUCCAACCGUCAAGUUAUUAUCUCUUCUAAUCUGACGUGGCCUAAUGGAUUAGCUAUCGACUAUGGGUCCCAGCGGCUGUACUGGGCUGAUGCUGGCAUGAAGACCAUUGAAUUUGCUGGACUGGACGGCAGCAAGAGGAAGGUGCUGAUUGGAAGCCAGCUCCCCCACCCUUUUGGGUUGACCUUGUACGGAGAACGCAUCUACUGGACCGACUGGCAGACCAAGAGUAUCCAGAGUGCUGACCGGCUCACUGGGCUGGACCGGGAGACCCUACAGGAGAAUCUAGAGAAUCUCAUGGACAUCCAUGUCUUCCACCGCCGGCGGCCCCCCGUGUCCACACCAUGCGCCGUGGAGAAUGGCGGUUGCAGCCACUUGUGUCUUCGGUCCCCAAAUCCAAGCGGCUUUAGCUGUACCUGCCCCACAGGCAUCAACCUGCUGUCUAAUGGCAAGACCUGUUCCCCAGGCAUGAAUAGUUUCCUCAUCUUCGCCAGGAGGAUAGACGUCCGCAUGGUCUCCCUGGACAUCCCUUAUUUUGCUGAUGUGGUAGUACCAAUCAACAUGACCAUGAAGAACACCAUUGCCAUCGGGGUGGACCCUCGGGAAGGAAAAGUGUAUUGGUCUGACAGCACGCUGCAUAGGAUCAGCCGUGCCAGUCUGGAUGGCUCACAGCAUGAGGACAUCAUCACCACAGGGCUGCAGACCACAGAUGGGCUUGCAGUGGAUGCCAUUGGCAAGAAAGUGUACUGGACGGACACUGGAACGAACCGGAUUGAAGUGGGCAACCUGGAUGGGUCCAUGCGGAAGGUGUUGGUGUGGCAGAACCUUGAUAGUCCCCGGGCCAUUGUACUGUACCAUGAGAUAGGGUUUAUGUACUGGACAGACUGGGGAGAGAAUGCCAAGUUGGAGAGGUCUGGAAUGGAUGGUUCAGAUCGUACUGUGCUCAUCAACAACAACCUAGGGUGGCCCAAUGGACUGACUGUGGACAAAGCCAGCUCCCAACUGCUAUGGGCUGAUGCCCAUACCGAGAGAAUUGAGGCUGCUGACCUGAAUGGAGCCAAUCGACACACACUGGUAUCACCAGUGCAGCACCCAUAUGGCCUCACUCUGCUGGACUCCUAUAUCUACUGGACAGAUUGGCAGACACGUAGCAUCCACCGCGCUGACAAGGAUACCGGCAGCAAUGUCAUCCUGGUGAGGUCCAACCUGCCAGGCCUUAUGGACAUCCAGGCUGUAGACCGGGCACAGCCUCUGGGUUUUAAUAAAUGUGGCUCAAGAAAUGGUGGCUGCUCCCACCUGUGCUUGCCUAGGCCUUCUGGCUUCGCCUGUGCCUGCCCCACUGGAAUCCAGCUGAAAGGGGAUGGAAAGACUUGUGACCCCUCUCCGGAAAUCUACCUGCUCUUCUCCAGCCGAGGCUCCAUUCGGCGAAUCUCACUAGACACCAGCGACCACACGGAUGUGCACGUUCCUGUCCCCGAGCUCAACAAUGUCAUCUCCCUAGACUAUGACAGUGUGGAUGGAAAGGUCUACUACACAGAUGUGUUCCUAGAUGUUAUCAGGCGAGCAAACCUCAAUGGCAGCAACAUGGAGACAGUCAUCGGGCGUGGGCUGAAGACCACUGAUGGGCUAGCAGUGGACUGGGUGGCCAGGAACCUGUAUUGGACAGAUACAGGCCGGAACACCAUCGAGGCAUCGCGGCUGGACGGUUCCUGCCGCAAAGUGCUGAUCAACAACAGUCUGGAUGAGCCUCGGGCCAUUGCUGUUUUCCCUAGGAAGGGGUACCUCUUCUGGACAGACUGGGGCCACAUUGCCAAGAUUGAACGGGCAAACUUGGAUGGUUCUGAGCGGAAGGUCCUCAUCAACACAGACCUGGGCUGGCCUAAUGGUCUUACCUUGGACUAUGACACCCGCAGAAUCUACUGGGUAGAUGCACAUCUGGACCGCAUAGAGAGUGCUGACCUCAAUGGGAAGCUGCGGCAGGUCUUGGUCAGCCACGUAUCGCACCCCUUUGCCCUCACACAGCAGGACAGGUGGAUUUACUGGACAGACUGGCAGACCAAAUCCAUCCAGCGUGUUGACAAGUACUCGGGCCGCAACAAGGAGACAGUAUUGGCCAAUGUGGAAGGACUAAUGGACAUCAUUGUGGUGUCUCCCCAGCGGCAGACAGGGACCAAUGCCUGUGGUGUGAACAAUGGUGGCUGUACCCACCUCUGCUUUGCCAGAGCCUCAGACUUUGUGUGUGCCUGUCCUGAUGAGCCUGAUAGCCGGCCCUGCUCCCUGGUGCCUGGCCUCGUGCCCUCAGCUCCCAAGGCUACCAGCAUGAGUGAAAAGAGCCCAGUGCUUCCCAACACCUUGCCCACCACCUUGCGUUCUUCUACCACUAGGACCCGUACAUCUCUAGAGGGGGCAGAAGGCAGAUGCUCCGAAAGGGACGCUCAACUGGGUCUCUGCGCACGCUCCAAUGAAGCCGUACCUGCUGCUCCAGGCGAAGGACUGCACAUCAGCUAUGCCAUUGGUGGAUUCCUCAGUAUUCUGCUGCUUUUGUUGGUGAUUGGAGCUCUGGUGCUGUACAGACAUAGAAAGUCCAAAUUCACGGAUCCUGGAAUGGGAAACCUGACCUACAGCAAUCCCUCCUACCGAACUUCCACUCAGGAAGUGAAAAUUGAAGCAGUCCCCAAACCAGCUAUGUAUAAUCAACUGUGCUAUAAGAAAGAGGGUGGGCCUGACCAUAACUACACCAAGGAGAAGAUCAAGAUUGUAGAGGGAAUCUGCCUCCUCUCUGGGGACGAUGCUGAGUGGGAUGACCUCAAGCAACUGCGCAGCUCCCGGGGAGGCCUCCUUCGUGACCAUGUAUGCAUGAAGACAGACACAGUGUCCAUCCAGGCCAGCUCCGGCUCCCUGGAUGACACGGAGACAGAGCAGCUGUUGCAAGAAGAGCAGUCUGAGUGUAGCAGCGUCCACACUACAGCCACGCCAGAAAGACGAGGCUCUCUGCCGGACACGGGCUGGAAACAUGAACGUAAGCUCUCCUCAGAGAGCCAGGUCUGAAUGUCUGAAUGCCCACAUUCUCUUGCCUGCCUGCCUAUUCCUUCUCCUCUAUGGACUUCCAGUCCUUAUAUUCACUUAACAGCAGGCCCCCUUUUCAUGUGCUCAUCCUCCUCCUCAUACUCCAGAACUGCUCCCAAGCCUCCUACAGGACCUGCUACCCAACUGAGUCCAUAACUACCUGAGCACAAGAAGUGAGGACACAUUUCAAGAAUUUAGACCUGGAUUUUUACCAUGGACUUCACCUCUUGCAUUCUGCCACAGGGCCCCUAGAGCUGGGCCCAAUGUGAUUCUUUGUCACCUUAGAGGUGCACCACCCUUCCUCCUGAUACCCUCAGUGCCUGCACCACAGUACCAAGGCAGUUGAUGAUACAAGACUUCACUCUCCCCAUGACAGAUGGCAUUACGGCACUUCUGAGAACUUGCCUACCUGGACUAGGAACAGGGGGUCAUAGGUGAAGAGAAGGGUAAUACUCAGAGGCUGAGAGAAUAAGAGUCAGCCCAGCGGGUCUGGGCAUCUAGGAACCCUCCAGUCUAUGUGUUAGUAAUAUGAAAAACCUUUUGUGGGUAUUUGGGCCUGGGUGUCCUGUCCAUUGCUGGCAGUGGACAUUCCUUUCACCUAGGAGUCACUGCUUGGUUAGAUGUGAUACAGGUAAAAUGUGGGUGUGGCUUAAGCUAUUUUUCCUCUUGCUGGAACGUGUGGGGCCAAUUAUACCUUGGAUGGCUGGAGAGCCCCAUCACCUGGCAACUCACUAAUGUGAAUUGCCUUCUAGGGCCAAUGCUGGCCAGUAAGUCUUUAACCAUGCUGUGAGCUUGAGUAGAUGCUAGGCCCUAGAGAUGGAGCCGUUAAGGUGUUUGAGAAGCUCUAACUAGAGACCAAACCUAGCAUUCCACCUCAACUUCAAUAUUCUGCCAUCUUUCCCCCAGUCUCUGGGAUUCUAAAGGAAGAUACUCUGUAACAGUCUUUCAGAGGAUGACCAGACGUUUUCAUAAAUGGUCAGUUAGAGAAACAAGACACUCGGGGGCUCAUGAGGUUGAAUCUUCUGUGCACAUUCUCGUGCUCAGGGGUCUGAGUUCAUGGACAGGGCCUGUGGCUCUGAGGUGGUGAAACUCCUAGCCAGCUCAUCUCAGCUAAGUCAUUUGCUGUCCACACUGAGAUGCAACCACUUGGUUUAUGCUUUUAUGUGAAAGGUAAACAUCUUGAGCUUUCCUCAGGAGAGUUGAGACUUUUUUGCUGUUCUAAAUUUUUUUCUUAGUUUUUCACUUUUGGGGGUUCUUGAUUUGUUGAGAUGGACCCUAGCCUAGGCACCAUCAGUCUUCAAAAUCCUAUGGCAAGGAGGGCUAAAUGAAGAUGCAGAAGGAAGUGUGAGAAGGAGAAAGGUAGCAAGAGCCACAACAAAUACUCCCAGUUCAAGAAUGAUCCAGACACUUCUCCCCAGGAACGAGAAGCGGCAGGGGAGAAUAACUGGGGCUGAAAAUGAGGGAAGGGUUUUUAGGGCAUGUUUCCCUGACUCAAAGCAUCUCAUGGUUAUUGGUAUUCAGGGAUCAGCAGCCAAUUGUGUGAGUGAAAAAAAAGGACAAGAUAAAAUCUUCUCCGGUUAGUUUCAAAACUGGUAGAGGCAGAUGGCAAGCCCUUGGUCCUGCUCUCAUUAGCCCCAGAUAGAAGUCUGUGCAGAGAUCCAGGCCAGGCAAAAAGAAACGGCUUUUCUAGUACACCAGGUGGGAAAGGUGGGGUGCCACUUCCAAGAGGAAAUGAGGACAUUUCACACUUAAUGAGACAGCAAAAAAUAAACGGAGCAUUUAAGUCUUUAAAUCCAUAGUUGGGGGAGGAGGAGAAUGAGGAGUAGCAUUUUAAUUGGAAAGGGGGAAGGGUUUAUUGCACAUGGGCUGUUGAGAAUGUAGAAAGGACAUAUUUGAGGAAAUAUCUAUUUGAGCACUGAUUUACUCUGUAAAAAGGCAAAGUCUCUCUGUCCUAAACUAAUGGAAGUAAUUUCCCCACACUCAUGUGUAAUGGUUUUAACGUUACUUACUGGAGAGAUUGAACUUUCUGGAGUUAUUUAACCACUAUGUUCAGUAUUUUAGGAUUUUAUGAUAAUUUAAUAUAAAUUUAGCUUUUGUCAAUUA